AUCCUAUCCUAUCCUGUUCCCACACCAAAGCCGUGUGACCGGAAACCCAUUUACCGGCGGAGUGAGAUCGGAAAACCCGAGGAGAAAUGGGGAGAGAAGUGUCGGAGAGUUGCAUCGACAGUUUACUCACCGAGAUGGUGUCGUCGUACUGCAACCGUUUCUAUGCCAAUAAGCCUGAGCUCGCCGCCCGCAGGAUUGAGGCCAUCGGUUAUCAAGUCGGUCACCAGCUCUCCGAGCGGUAUACGAUGGAGAGGCCUCGGUUUAGCGAUCAUCUUGAGGCAAUUAAGUUCAUCUGCAAGGACUUUUGGUCUGAGCUUUUCAAGAAGCAGAUCGAUAACUUGAAGACGAACCAUAGAGGAACGUUUGUUUUGCAAGACAAUCGGUUUCGUUGGCUUGCAAGGAUGUCAUUGGAUCCCACGGCUGAGGAAGGAGUUCCUCAGGAUCCUGCUGCUUUGGCUGAAAGUAAGGCUGCUCAAGCAAUGAGCAUGUAUCUCUAUUUCCCUUGUGGGAUUAUUAGAGGGGCUCUUUCGAAUCUCGGGAUCCCUUGUGCGGUUUCUGCUGAUAUAUCGAACCUUCCAGCUUGUGAGUAUCCUGAAUCAUAUGUACUUUGCGUAGUUAUGCAUGCUUGUUCUCUGUGCUCAAAUGGUCAUUGCCAUGGUCAGUUGUGA
Linum tenue is the source of this 668-nucleotide messenger RNA. The record is from the annotation of a GenBank genome assembly. Lineage: Eukaryota; Viridiplantae; Streptophyta; Magnoliopsida; Malpighiales; Linaceae.